AUGGUUGUUAACAUUUAUCUGCUCCUGGGACUGGAACACGCAGAAGCUCUUUCCUGGAAUCCACGUUGCAUGCUGCUGAAGAAUCUGAUUGUGAGUCAUUUGCUGCUAACUCUGACCAUCGGUCCUCCAGCACUUUACUGCUUGCUGUACCGUGUAACUCUGAGCUUCAGCUUCAGAUGCAUAGCUCAGUACUUCACAGUUUCAGUAUCUCUCAUUAAUUCACUUCUGACUGUCACUUCCAUGGCUUUGGAGCGCUUUGUGUACACGUGCCAUGGCAUUCACUACCUGGGCAUCAUGACUAACAUUCGAAUGUACUCUUUUAUGAUUCUCCUCUGGUUGCUGGCUUUAACAGGUGCUGGAAUGUCUACUGUCCUGGUGCUGAUGGGCGGUGCAAACUUUGGUCGCAUCAUUGCAGGGUUUGUGUGUGAGCCAGAAGUUGUGCAAGCCCAGCUCGAGCAGUCAAAAUAUUUUGAGACGUUCAAUAAAAUAUUUGUCGGAGCUGUGCUUUUCCUCUGCCUCCUCGUGUUCUUGUUCUCCCACGGCCGUAUGUAUCAGGAAGCCCGGAAGAUGCAGCAACCAUUCCAGCAGGACAAUGCCCGUGCCAGAUGUACCAUCUUUUUCUACUUUGUCAUCUUUUUGCUUCAGUUGUUUCCAAGCACAAUUAAAUUGAUCACUAUGUGUGGCAGGGAUGUGGACAAUCAGAUCUAUAUGAUAAUACUAGUGUUGGUUCCACCAUGUAUCAACCCACUGGCAUAUGCCAUGAGAAAUAAGGAGGUGAGCCAGGCACUGGGGCGUCUUUGUGGGUGGAGGAAGCUUAAAGAGCUAUUUUGUCAGUAA
This is a messenger RNA of Ictalurus furcatus (blue catfish), 837 nucleotides long. Its product is annotated as olfactory receptor 14I1. Lineage: Eukaryota; Metazoa; Chordata; Actinopteri; Siluriformes; Ictaluridae. Gene Ontology annotation, cellular component: membrane. Bases 1 to 837 code for a protein of 278 amino acids. Gene Ontology annotation, molecular function: G protein-coupled receptor activity. Gene Ontology annotation, biological process: G protein-coupled receptor signaling pathway. The record is from RefSeq and is a predicted model, not a curated record. The transcript has a single exon.